Messenger RNA from Rotaria sordida, 1320 nucleotides. The record is from the annotation of a GenBank genome assembly. NCBI's taxonomy places the organism in Eukaryota, Metazoa, Rotifera, Eurotatoria, Philodinida, Philodinidae.
AUGAUUAAUGCUAAAGAUAAAUAUCCUAGUGAUGAAGGUGCUAAACCUAUGAAUCGUUUAAAAAAUCGUUAUAAAGAUGUUUUACCAUAUGAUCAAUAUCGAGUCAUUCUUGAACAAGACAACAAUUCUGAUUAUAUAAAUGCAUCGUUUGUUGAAGAUUUUUCUGGUAAUCGUCGUUAUAUUGCAGCUCAAGGACCAAUUGAUGAAUCAAUAAGUGAUUUUCUUCGAAUGAUUUGGGAAUAUCAAAUAACAUCUGUUAUAUGUACAGCUAAUGAAAUUGAAGCUGGACGAUUAAAAUUUCGUCGUUAUUGGCCUGAUGAAGAAAAACCAGUUCAAUUUGGUUCCUAUCGUGUUAGCAAAGAUGAAACAAAUGAUAAAGCAUUUAGUUGCGAACAUUAUGAAAUUCGUCCAUUAAUAAUAACUCAAGGAGAAAAUCGACGACAUAUAUUACUUUAUCAUUUUUUACAUUGGCUUGAUCAUGAUGUACCUAAUGGUGAAGCACCUAUACUUGACUUACUUUUAAGAUUAUAUGAUGAUCGAAGUCUUUCACCUGAUACACCUAUUCUUGUACAUUGCAGUGCUGGUUGUGGUCGAACUGGAAGUAUUAUUGCCAUUGAUCUUUGCCGUUUGUUAAUUCGUGAUGAGCGUUUAUUAUUAAGUAAAAAUUACCAACCUUAUCCUAUCUAUGAAAUAGCUACACAUAUUCGUCAAUUUCGUAUAGCAUUAAUUCAAACAAUUAAACAAUAUUUAUUUGUGCAUAAAAUGUUUGUAUUUAUGAUGAAAGCAAAUGGUAAUGUUUCAUUAUGUUCAUCAACAAGUAGUGAUGAAAAUCAAUCAUUACAUGUAACAUCUACAACGAAAUUAUCAUCUCCGUCCAGUACGUCGUCUUUUUCACGUCGUCCAUCGGGAUCAUUUCAAAUAAAACUAGGCAAUCCACCUGCUGGUCGACGUAUGAUAAACGGUACUAAUACUAGUAAUAAUUCAUCUUCAACAAUCUCAUCAUCAAAAUUAUCAUCACUUAAUGAUGGAACACAAAAAUUUGAAUCUCCACCGCCUAUACCACCGCGUUCAUCAUUGUUAAAUACAACAAAUAAACGUCUUGAAGGACAAUUUGUUCGUCCAGGUGAAACACCGAUAAAAACAAAACGUCAUAUUUUUCGAUCAAGAAUUCUUAAACGAAGAGAGCCAACAACAACAACAUCCAAACAUACUCGAUCUGAUUCCGCUGAUGCUCUUUCUGUUUCAUCAUCAAGAAAUCAUUGUCGAAAUUCAGCUCCUCGUCCUCAAGUUCAAGCUGAACAAGCAAUUAAUUCAGAUUAA